Molecule: messenger RNA, 444 nt
Organism: Botrytis byssoidea
Lineage: Eukaryota; Fungi; Ascomycota; Leotiomycetes; Helotiales; Sclerotiniaceae
Exons: 4
Coding region: 1-444 (147 amino acids)
Biological process (GO): anaphase-promoting complex-dependent catabolic process; protein ubiquitination; positive regulation of mitotic metaphase/anaphase transition
Cellular component (GO): anaphase-promoting complex; nucleus
Molecular function (GO): cullin family protein binding; zinc ion binding; ubiquitin protein ligase activity
Source: RefSeq, a predicted model, not a curated record
AUGACCGCUCGCCGUUGCUCCCCCGCAUUAUUUGUUGAUUUGAAUCAAUCUAUCGCGCCCACGACCUUCAAUGUUCACAACGUUCAAAGUUGCUUUUAUACCGAUACUCGAGCUCCGCAAAUAGUCGCGGAACCAGCGCCAAAUACUAAGAAUAUGAAAGUAAAGAUCAGAACAUGGAAUGCGGUUGCAACUUGGAGGUGGGAUCUUGACGAAGACGACGUCUGUGGUAUUUGUCAGGUACAUUUCGAUGGGACAUGUCCUACGUGCAAAUACCCCGGAGACGAUUGCAGUUUAUUAUCAGGGAAGUGCGGGCACAAUUUCCAUAUGCAUUGUAUAGUAGAAUGGAUCAAACAAGAUUCAUCUAAAGGGCAAUGCCCUAUGUGCAGACAAAAAUUCGAAUGGACCGACAAUACAACUGCGCCGGAGCCAGUACAACCUUCAUGA